UAUCAUUAUGCAUUUUCGCAUUAUAUCGAAAGGAGAAUUUCAAGCUUGACAAAUAAAUCGGCCAUGGCGGAAACCAGCGCCCUUUUUAUGCAUAAAUUGCACAAAAAGAACUGCCAAACAAACAUCCCUCAGUUCAUUUUUGUCCUUCGGCUGGACCGAGUGUUUAUUUGUCAGGCUUGUUAUUCUCCUUCGAUUGUGGGAAACUGCAAUUUGGGCAAAGAUUAUUGGAUCACUUCGGGGAUUCCGAUUAGCCGUCCGCCGCCGCCGAAUCGCGGAAUCCGGUAGGUCGGAGAACUGAUUCGCGUCGUUUAAUUUUGCGAUUUGGUACUUUUUCGGAAAAUUAGGGUUUCUGAUUGGGAAUUUUUGUCGAUUGAAUUUUUGGAAUUAUUGAUUGUGGAUUCAUUCUAGCGUGUUUCAGAGUUUCGCGAUUUGUUUAUUCUUCGUCGGAUUGUGGAUCGAGUUUGGAAACGGUACGAUGCUUCUUCUCUGGUUUUGUUUGUUGGAUUUGUGAAUGAUGCAUGAAGUUUGAUGUUGUGAGUUUUCGUGUUCUUCGCCAUAGUUGAAAUUGUUCCAUUCUUGAAGGUGCUUGUGAAGUUCGUUCGUUGUUCUGCGGUUGUUAUUUGUUAGUUUUUGUCUACUUUAGCUACGAGUUUUAAUUGCAAUAAUUAAGAAAUAUAUAUUAAGUAGAAUUAAUUAUAAUAUAAUAAAAAUAAUUAUAAAUUAAAAUUAAAAUAAUUAAAUAAUUUAGUUAAAAUAAAAAAUUAUAUAAAUUAUAAAUUUUAAAAUAUAAUUAAAAUAUAUAAUUAUAUUUUAAACAAUGUGAGAACCUACAACAAACGCAUGCCUUUAUUAACGCUGUGUGUAAUAUAUGGCUUUUACAUAUAUUAGUUUGAAAACCUAUAGUACAAAUAUUUAAAAAUAAAUAAAUUUAAAAUAAUUCUUUUAAAAAAAAUAAUUGUCAAGAGAAAGAAAACACACACACACAAGGUAAAUUUCAAUUAAACUUCCGAUUCUCCGCUCUUCUCUCCUUCAAACGCAAAAUUUCCUCCGAUUUUUUCUGCCGACGCCUUUCAAUCUUCAUAUACAUUAUUUGAUUUAUUGCUACCAAAUCGGUGGUGGUUUGCUGUUCCUGAAUCCGUCCGAGUCCCGAAUUUUCUCCCCGAGAUCGAGUCGUCUGUUUCGGGGAUAAGUGCGUACAGCAGCAAUGGGGACUCCGGCGUUUCCGGAUCUCGGUAAGCACUGCAGCGUUGAUGAUUGUCGCCAGCUCGAUUUCUUGCCUUUCACCUGCGAUUGCUGCCAACAGGUAUUUUGUCUCGACCACCGGAGCUACAGCCGCCACCAAUGUCCGAAAGCCAACAAAAACGACCACACUGUCGUCAUUUGCCCGCUAUGCGCAAAAGGUGUUCACCUAAUCCCGCAAGAAGACCCGAACAUCACAUGGGAAUCGCAUGUCAACAUCGACUGCGACCCGUCCAACUACGAGAUCGCGACCAAGAAAAGGAAAUGUCCUGUCCCAAGAUGCCGGGAGACACUAACAUUCUCUAACACGAUCAAGUGUCGAGACUGCAACAUCGACCACUGUCUUAAACACAGGUUUGGUCCUGACCACAAUUGUCCAGGACCUAAAAAACCCGAGCCCACAUUUCAAUUCUUGAAUUUUCUAAAUCGAACCGGGAAAGAGGAUACCAUUAAACAAGAAAUCGCGACUUCUUCUUCACCAUCAUCAAAUUGGUCGUUAGCCUUCACCAAAAUCGCUUCAACUUUUCGCGCCACGGCAGAAGCCGGCGUGAAUAAGCUUAGCAGUGAGUUUAAUCAAGUUUUGCGCACGAACGGAACGUUAUCUCAAAACAAUAGCGAGAAUGGAAAUGAUCGAAUCGAAAUAUGCCCUCAUUGUAAUUUGAGAUUUGGCAAAGUCGGAGAUCUAGUGGAUCAUGUCGAGAAAAUUCAUCACAAGAAUGAGGUGAUGAACAUGACCAUCAACGUUUGCCCUAAAUGUAGUAAAGGGUUUCGCGAUCCUAAUUCUUUGGUCGCACAUUUAGAUAAAGAACAUCGAGGUGUGUCGACAAAAUAAUUUCAAGUGAAUCUUCUUGUAUAGAUCUCUCUCUUUAUGUAUAGAUUGGUUUCGAUCAUGAGAGAUUUUUUUAGGUGUUUCUUUGUAAUAGUUUUGUUACGAUGCUCAAUUCUCUAACUUGAAUUGAAUGUAUGUGUUGGGUGUGUGUUUUUAUCAAAAAU
This is a messenger RNA of Andrographis paniculata, 2232 nucleotides long. Its product is annotated as zinc finger AN1 and C2H2 domain-containing stress-associated protein 13-like. The transcript is spliced from 2 exons. NCBI's taxonomy places the organism in Eukaryota, Viridiplantae, Streptophyta, Magnoliopsida, Lamiales, Acanthaceae. Gene Ontology annotation, molecular function: zinc ion binding. The coding region runs from base 1205 to 2071 and encodes 288 amino acids. The record is from RefSeq and is a predicted model, not a curated record. Gene Ontology annotation, cellular component: cytoplasm.